CUUUAACUGUGGAGAAAAUUGGCAUGAUCCUGUUAAAUGUAAGUGGUUAAAGAAGUGGAUUAAAAAAUGUGAUGAUGACAGUGAAACCUCCAAUUGGAUUGCAGCCAACACAAAGGAAUGUCCCAAAUGCCAUGUCACAAUUGAGAAGGAUGGCGGUUGUAAUCACAUGGUCUGUCGUAACCAGAACUGUAAAGCAGAGUUCUGCUGGGUGUGUCUUGGCCCUUGGGAACCACAUGGAUCUGCCUGGUACAACUGUAAUCGUUAUAAUGAGGAUGAUGCAAAGGCAGCAAGAGAUGCACAGGAGCGAUCCAGGGCAGCCCUGCAGAGGUACCUGUUCUACUGUAACCGCUAUAUGAACCACAUGCAGAGUCUACGCUUUGAGCACAAACUGUAUGCUCAGGUGAAGCAGAAAAUGGAGGAGAUGCAACAGCACAAUAUGUCCUGGAUUGAGGUGCAGUUCCUGAAGAAAGCAGUUGAUGUCCUCUGCCAGUGUCGUGCCACACUCAUGUACACUUAUGUCUUCGCUUUCUACCUCAAAAAGAAUAACCAGUCCAUUAUCUUUGAGAAUAACCAAGCAGAUCUAGAGAAUGCCACAGAGGUACUUUCAGGCUACCUUGAACGAGAUAUUUCCCAAGAUUCUCUGCAGGAUAUAAAGCAGAAAGUACAAGAUAAGUACAGAUACUGUGAGAGUCGACGAAGGGUUUUGUUACAGCAUGUGCAUGAAGGCUAUGAAAAAGAUCUGUGGGAGUACAUUGAGGACUGAGAAUGGCCCUGCAUAAAAUGAACUCUGAAAACUUUACCAUCUAGAGUGCUCAUGCAAUUAAAACAAAACAAACACAAACACAAACAAGCAGGCACUAAGCCUAUUCUGACACCGCUGGUCUGUAGUACCAGAAUUCUGUUUUGUUAAUGGAAAGUUUAAGUAAAUUAUAUUGUAAUAAAAAAGGUAGAUAAACCAUUGUACAACAGUAUUCUAGGCCGCCAACAAAAGUGUGACAGGCACACUAAAAGCCCUCCAACUUUAACUUGUAACGUAGCUUCAUUCUCAAAGCUGACUCCUUUUUUUUUUUCUUUUUCCUGAGUGUAGUACAGUUAAAAUUUCAAGUAGCUCCUCAACACUGCUUUUCAUGUCCAAACGAGCCAUUUUGUUGUACUUUGGUAAAGAAUCUCUUCCCCUUCCUCCCCUGCACAUACAACUAUACUCCCCCACACAGCCUGACACUCUUUUCUCUCAUACCCCAAAGUCAAGAGUGAAUGAUUAGCUCCUUGUAAAGAAAAUUCUUGGGAAGGGGACAGGGGUAGGCAGCAAGAGGAUUAAACAAACAAAACACACACACACACACAUACACACACACGCACGCACACUUUGUAUAUGACUUUUAAAGCAAGAGGACAACACAGUAUUUUUCAGAAUUGUAUAUAGCGCAUAUGCAUGGACAAAGCAAGCGUGGCACGUGUUUGCAUAAUGUUUAAUUACAAAAAUAUUUAUUCUUUAAAAGUCUUCAAGAUUAUGUCUAUUUGCUGUGCAUUUUCUUUCAGUUGGCUUUAUCUUUCCAGGGUUGGGGUUGGGAUUAAAGGUGUGUUUGUUUAGCACCCCCGGAAAGACCUAACUAGAGUGCUUCAGUUUCUCUUUCCUGAGGUUACUUUGCCCUUUCUGACUUUGGUGUGUCUUUUGCUGGCCUUGGGCCUCAUGCCUGGAGUUCCCAGCUCUUGAUCAGGAACAGGGAGGUGAAGUUCUAACUAAAUGCUGUGACCGGUACGGACUGCAGCUCCAGUUCAUCAAUGAACCUGUCUCCAACCUAAUCCUCCUCCUCCAUGACCUCAUGCUUCUACCCCAGCCCUGUGUACCCAUGUCAUGCACACAGCUAUAGGCUUCCUAUACACCCCAUCACAACCAGAGUUAGCAUUUCCAAAUUUCAUUCCUGUUUUGUUUUCCCUUAAUUGCUGCUUUGAGCCUUUUAAGACUUUAGUUAUGGCUCAUCUCACCUCUAAGUUAGGGUAUCAGAAUGUUGUUGAUUUAAAUAUAAAUAAAUAGCCAUUCAUUUAGUCUCAGAUUGUGAAUUUAAAAUGGCGGAUACUGAAAUUGCUUGUGUGUGUUGCAGUGGGUUCAGUUUGAAGGCAAAACUCCCCCAGAACAUGAUAGUCCCAUCCAGUGCAUUUAAGUAGAAAUCACUGAGUUUGCUUCUUUUCUAUUGUCAGCAAAUAGGAGGAUUAAUAAUGCAUUUUAGCUGUGAUGUCCAUUUUUAUGAAAUUUCUACUAAAAGCUAUGUUAAAAGUAAAGGGUGGUGGUGGUUUUAUUAACUAUGUACCUGUUUAGGCCAUUUGGGCUGUGGUAUUUUUCAACAGGUCAGCAUCCCUAAAUCUGUCAAGUUUUAUACAAGAGUGCAGAGUGAACUAGGCAACUAGAUUAAGAAGUAUAACUGUUUAAUACCAGUUUGGGCUGAGGACCUCUUUGUCUUCCUUUCACUGUCUUGUGCCUAGGGAGUGUUUACCACUUGUGAGGCAGCUUUGUCUGCUCUUGCAUUGUACAUCUUAUUACUCCAUUGGGAAGUAGGCUCACUUUCCUCUGGCCUUUUGCCUAAGUUAGGCUUUGCUGAAUCAACCCUACUUUUUCCUUUUAGAAAAGGUUGUUAUAUGAGAUGUACUUGCAACUGUUCUCUUCCCAUCAAAAAUCAGUGAAUGUUUGCUGAGUAUAUUAUGCUGCUUCCUUAAACUACUUUUUGCUUUAGGAUCAACUUUAUCUGUACCCUUUUUCUUACCCUUGCCACCUCAGGUGCAAAUCUGAACUUGUUAUCAGCUUCUUGUAUUUCUCUUCCCCAACAUCCAUUUGACUUUAUUUUACUCUAACUGCAUCAAUCUUUAAAAGACAUUUAUCAAAACUAAAAAGUUGGGUUUUUUUUGUUGUUGUUGUUGUUAUUUUAAGAAAUCUUGAGUAAGUUCCUUUCCCUGGUAACUUUGAAAAGCAACCAGAGUCGUAACAUAGAUCUGUUUGGCUCUCAUAAAAUGCUUUGUGUAUAUGGUGUUUAAACAAGAAUUUGCUGGUUAACUUUGCAGUAUCUAGGUUCCAGUGUCAUAAAUCCUCUUCACAUGCUCCCCUUGCAACAGUAUCCAGAAACAGUGAGUGCACUUGGUAGUGUCAGCCCCUACCAGUGGAGGAACAGUGGUUUUUAGAGAUGCUUUCUACUUCCAGUGUUGGCCAAUGACCCGAGGGAAUUGCAGUUGUGGGUGCAUUCCCUAAUUUGCAUGGAUCAAGUAAACUGGCCUUUUCUGCUACUUCCAAGCUUUUAACAGCAAUCUUCAUAUUUGACAGACUUCCUGGAGUUAAUUGCUUUUGUUAGUAGCUUCAGUGCCCCUAGCUGGGAUACGCAAGCCAUAUUAUAUGGCAGCUUCCCUAUUUCACCUGCCUAAAGUCUAUCAGAGGGCUUUAUCACAGCAGCAUCAGGGUCUCCCACUCAUCUUCAGGUCAGUUACAUUUGCUUUUGAAAAGUGCAUGCUUCAUUUGAAUAAUCCAUUGAGCAGCAGAUGGACUUGCAGUGAUUUACAAUAAAAUCUUGAUCCAGAGUUCAGGACACAUACCAUAGUGGUAAAAUGAAGUAGCAUAUAAUAUCACUGGACUUUAAAUUCUGUGUAAUUUGCUGCGAUCCAGAUUGUAUGUGUUUUAUGUGUGUUUAAAUAAACAUUAAAUACACGUGUAUACAUACACACAUAGAUAACAGAUCCAAGACUGAUUUGAAAUGGUUGAAUUUGCAAGGUAUUAUGUGGUUCAGCCAUGAUUAGGAACUGAAAUUUACUACAAGAGAGAAAAGGACUUAAUGUCCUAAAUCCUUUUAGCUGUAAAUCCUGGUAUAGGGCACUUGGGGAAUGGGCUGGGGCGGGUUGGUGAGACAAUCAGAUCGGUAAAUUGACUUCAGUGCUCCUGACCCUGUAAUUUUGUGCAUAGAGCAUCCUGUGCUGUGGAAAUAACUGUUCUUAGAUUUUCAUUGUAACUGGACUGUUCAGGUUGCCCAGAGGGAAAGAACAUUCCUAAUUCUAAUAAAAUAAACUUUUAUUUUGUUAUUCCAUUAGUUACUUAUGUUUAUUUUUAUAGUUGAAAAAACAUGGCCAUUAUGUGGCUAACAGCCUGUAUUGUGUGCCUUAUUCACUGUUCCUACUUCAUAAUAUAAAAUGUCAAGAUUUGGUUCAUUUCCUUUGCAGGGAACUGUGAAUGAGACCAUCCCCAACAUUUAGGUUGGUUAAUGAAACUUCAGAAGUUUUCCUGAAAGCUUUGUAAUUUCUGUGUCUUGAACACUGGAUUUAGAUUGCUGUUUGUAUUGUAACAGGGAUACAUACUAGAUACUCAGUCUUUGAAUGUCAGAUUUUAAAAGAUGUCUUAAAAGUUAUUCUUAGUCUAAAAAAAACAAAACCAAAAAACCCUCCUUGUUUUAGCUCUCUUUUAGAAGGUUGGUAUCUCCCAUAAGGGUAAUGGGAGAGUUGUCUUAAAGGUUGGGAGAUUUUUAUUAAUAUUACAGCCAAGUCAAGAUGUGGUGUUUGGAUCUAUAAUUAAGAGUUUAUUUAUCACUUUCAUCUUCAAAAUACUUUAGCUUCUAUUACAUUCUAAAACAAGUGAAGUCCAAAUUGUGCUUUACAGGAAAAUGAGGCUCAGUGAGGUUAAGUAACUUGCCCAAGUUUUCAGUUUCUUUCACCUGGGACUGGAACAUCGGACUACCUCUCUGUAUAAUUUUCUUAUUCUGGUCUCAGAGAAACCUAGCAAUCAGGACCAGGUAAGAUGGUUCUGAGUGUUGUACUUUAAACUACUCAUCAGAGAUCACACAAAUUGCCUGCCAGUACUCCUGUUAGCUCCUGAUGCUAUCUAUAAACCAUCUUAAUUUGUUGUUGCAAAACUUGUAACUAAUGUCCCAUUUUUGCCUAAUUGUUAGAAACCAGCCAGAGUAGCCCUCUCCCACUGUGCUGUUUAGGGCAGUCUCCAUGUAAGGGUGAUUGCAUGUGAUAGGUGAGUGUAAAUGGUUCAGAUGAUUUGAUUUGCAGUUGUUAAUCUAGUUAUUUCCAGGGUUUGUUUUAUCUGGUAACUGAAAAUGCACAGAACACCAGAUAACCAUUUGACCUUUAAGAAGAUAAUAGGCAGUAAGCAUCAUGGGAAAAUCCUGACUCCUUUGAAAAUAGGAAAAUGUAUGGACCCCUAGACUUUUGUAUUUCUUUGCAGAUAGAGUUGUGUAUGUCUGGUUUAUGUUAAGGGAUUUGCUCCUGUUCUUAGUUAUUAAAGAUGAAAUAGCUAACUCAGAAAUGCUCAAUUGGAAAUCAACUGAUGCCUACUAUAGGAGUAUACAGGCAACUUUUAGUUUUCUCUCCUUUUUUUUUUUUCCCUUGUGGAAUUAAAUGCAUUUUUAAGGGCAGCUGAUCUUUAAGCAGUAGCAUUUAGAAUAAGAAACACAGAUUCUUGUGAAAAGCAGUUUCCAAACUAGUAUGAUUUGGGGCCAUAGAGCCAUUUUCAGGAAAGGAACCAAUUCAUAAAUCACAUACUGAAAAGGAGCAGCUCUAAAAAUACCAAACAAAAAAAAACCCAA
Messenger RNA from Castor canadensis (American beaver), 5561 nucleotides. The record is from RefSeq and is a predicted model, not a curated record. NCBI's taxonomy places the organism in Eukaryota, Metazoa, Chordata, Mammalia, Rodentia, Castoridae.